AUGAAUCAGAAAAAGGAUCAAAAGAGCAAUUUAUCAGAAAAAAGGAUAUCCAAGGUUCAACAUCUCAAUAAGAAAAAGGUACGAAAUCAAAUUGAAUUGUUCCCUGGAGAAACUGAUACAAAUCAAGAAGAAACACGGCAGCAGGCUGGAUUGAAAAGUUGUUCCGAAGCUGCUCCUGAACAUAUAUAUGGUCAUGAAAAGGAAAACGGUGAAUACGGUAGAAGAAGUAUAUUUUUUGAUAAAGACUGGAAUUUGAAGGGAAUUGCACCAUCACAUCAUAGAAACAUUCCUUACAAUCCUCGAACUUUCAAAAGACGAAUCGAAGUUCGAGCUAGACUGGGAAACCUUUCGAACAUUAAAAUACCAAACGAAAUCCAAAAUAAUCGUUAA
This is a messenger RNA of Saccharomyces mikatae IFO 1815, 390 nucleotides long. RefSeq names its product Aim4p (gene AIM4). The transcript has a single exon. The record is from RefSeq and is a predicted model, not a curated record. Lineage: Eukaryota; Fungi; Ascomycota; Saccharomycetes; Saccharomycetales; Saccharomycetaceae. Bases 1 to 390 code for a protein of 129 amino acids.